AUGAAGAAAAAGGGCAAAGGAAAGCUUGACUCUAAUCAAGGUUCGGUUGCUGAUGAGGCAGGUAGUUCUAAAAGUACUAAAGAUCCUAGCCCGAAGUCUGUGGUUGAAACCCAGGGAACUUCAGUUGGUUUGGCCAGUGCUUCUCUCUCUUCUGUCCCGGUAGCUACUUCUCAGCCCUGUUCAAAUCUCAAAAUCCCUGUACCUAAACCCCGUUCUUUGAAAAAGCCAACUAAGUCUAAAUCUUCACCUUCUUCCCCGACUACUACAAUUGCUACUCACAAUCCUUACGAUGUGUUAGCACCUCCUCUCAGUUGCCCACUCCCUCCUAACCCCUCAAUACCAUCUUCUACACCUGAUAUUAAUCCUCCUACCCCCUCUUCAUCUUCAACUGAUCCUAUCUCCUACAUGGUUAUUGACUCUCCAAUCCGAAACCUUCAAGCCACUGGCUCUGGGGAAAUUCCUCCACCUUCAGGAGGAACUCCUCAGCGCACAUAA
Messenger RNA from Camelina sativa (false flax), 495 nucleotides. Lineage: Eukaryota; Viridiplantae; Streptophyta; Magnoliopsida; Brassicales; Brassicaceae. The record is from RefSeq and is a predicted model, not a curated record.